AUGUUAAGUCGAACUUGGAAAUCACUUCCAUUAAGACAUGCUACAUUUCAAUCAAGAUCUUUAGCAACAGAAGCAAACAUAAACCCCAAUAGAAUUCAUGGUGGAUUAAAAGAUUCUGAUCGAAUUUUCCAAAAUUUAUAUGGUUAUUAUGGACAUGAUUUAAAAUCUGCACAAAAGAGAGGUGAUUGGUAUAAGACAAAAGAAUUAGUCCUUAAGGGAGAUUCAUGGUUAAUUGAUCAAAUUAAAAAAUCCGGUUUAAGAGGUCGUGGUGGUGCUGGUUUUCCCUCUGGAAUGAAAUGGUCAUUUAUGAAUCCACCAGGUUGGGAAAAAAAUCCUGGUCCAAGAUAUGUUGUUAUUAAUGCAGAUGAAGGUGAACCUGGUACUUGUAAAGAUCGUGAAAUUAUGAGGAAAGAACCUCAUAAAUUAAUUGAAGGUUGUCUAUUAUCAGGUAGAGCAAUGAAUGCAACAGCGGCUUAUAUUUAUAUUCGUGGUGAAUUUUAUGAUGAAUAUUUAAUUUUACAAAGCGCUAUAGAUGAAGCUUAUAAACAUGGAUUAAUUGGUCAAAAUGCAUGUGGAUCUGGUUAUGAUUUUGAUGUUUAUAUUCAUAGAGGUAUGGGUGCUUAUAUUUGUGGUGAAGAAACUGCAUUAAUUGAAUCAUUGGAAGGUAAACAAGGUAAACCAAGAUUAAAACCUCCAUUCCCUGCUGCUGUGGGUGUUUUUGGUAGACCUUCAACAGUGACAAAUGUUGAAACUGUUGCAGUUGCUCCAACUAUUUUACGUCGUGGUCCUGAUUGGUUUAGUUCAUUGGGGAGAGAACGUAAUGUUGGUACAAAAUUAUAUGGUAUUUCAGGUCAUGUUAAUAAACCAUGUGUUGUUGAAGAAGAAAUGUCAAUCCCUUUGAAAGACUUGAUUGAAAAACAUUGUGGUGGUGUUAGAGGUGGUUGGGAUAAUCUUUUAGCAAUUAUUCCAGGUGGUUCUUCAACUCCUUCAUUAAAUCAAGAAAUGUCAGGUAAAGCUCUUAUGGAUUAUGAUGGAUUAAAAGAUGUUGGUUCAAGUUUAGGUACAGGUGCAGUUAUUGUUAUGGAUAAAUCAACAGAUAUUAUUAAAGCAAUUUCAAGAUUAUCAGAUUUUUAUAGACAUGAAUCAUGUGGUCAAUGUACUCCAUGUAGAGAAGGUACAACUUGGUUAUCUAAAACAAUGCAAAGAUUUGUCAUUGGUGAUGCUAAACCAAAAGAAAUUGAUAUGAUUAUUGAAAUGAGUAAAAGAAUUGAAGGUCAUUCAAUUUGUGGUUUAGGUGAUGCCUCUGCAUGGCCUGUUCAAGCUUUAGUUAAAAAUUUUAAACCUUUAUUAUUAGAAAGAAUGGAACAAUUCCAUAAAGAAAAAACUGAUAAAGUUCAAUAUGGUGGUUGGGUUAAAGAUGCUAAAGUUUUUGAUGGUCGAGUUCAUGGAUUACCUCAUGAUUUCCAUCAUUAA
This is a messenger RNA of Hansenula ciferrii, 1473 nucleotides long. Its product is annotated as NADH dehydrogenase (ubiquinone) flavoprotein 1. Gene Ontology annotation, molecular function: 4 iron, 4 sulfur cluster binding; NAD binding; FMN binding. The coding region runs from base 1 to 1473 and encodes 490 amino acids. The transcript has a single exon. Lineage: Eukaryota; Fungi; Ascomycota; Saccharomycetes; Phaffomycetales; Wickerhamomycetaceae. The record is from RefSeq and is a predicted model, not a curated record.